AUCACUUCCCCGAUUCACCGUCCUAUCUUAAACCUUAGCAUAACUGCAGAUAAUAUCGCAUGAUUGAAUAGGUAAGACAAACAGCGAGGCAAUUUCGUACAUAUCAGAUAAUCUCAGCCUGUCUUAAAAUCGGAUACUGAUUCAAGUGUUUAAUUGAAUUGUGUUUUUGUUUGCGCUUUGCAUUUCCUGUCAUGGGAAAAAUGGAGGUGACCAUGGAAGUGGGAAUGGAUGGCGUUGCCCUUAUCACGAUUACUAAUCCCCCUGUCAAUGCUCUCGCCAAGCCGAUCCUUGGUGCACUUGGGGAAAAGUAUGACGAGGCAAUGAGAAGAAAUGAUGUGAGGGCAAUUGUUGUUACUGGGCAGGGAGGCAAAUUCUCAGGUGGCUUUGAUAUCAGUGCUCUCCAGGAUUGUCAGAAGACUGGGGACAUAUCUAGCCUGGGUCGUGUUUCUGUUGAUUUGAUGAUCAAUAAAAUUGAAGAUGCUAAGAAGCCCUCUGUUGCUGCUAUUCAAGGGCUUGCACUUGGUGGAGGGUUAGAAUUAGCAAUGUCUUGUCAUGCUCGUAUUUCAACGUCAAAAGCACAACUUGGGUUGCCAGAGCUCUCUCUUGGAAUUAUUCCUGGUUUUGGCGGCACCCAGCGUCUACCUCGUCUUGUAGGGGUUCGAAAGGCAGUUGAAAUGAUGCUUUUGUCAAAAUCAAUAUCAUCAGAUGAGGGGAAUAAACUUGGACUCAUUGAUGCAAUUGUGUCUCCUGGAGAAUUAAUAACUAGAGCAAGAACAUGGGCUUUAGAAAUUGCAGAAGGACGUAAACCCUGGAUAAAAAGUCUUGAGAGGACUGAUAAACUAGAGUCACUUGGAGAAGCUCGUGGAAUUUUGAGAUUGGCAAGAGCUCAGGCAAAGAGGACUUCCCCAAAUCUGCCACACCCCCAGCUAUGUCUAGAUGUUAUUGAGGAGGGUAUUGUUUCAGGAGGUUUUGCAGGAGUUCUUAAGGAAGAAGUGGGCUUUUUUGAUAUUAUUCUCUCAGAUACUGCUAAAGGCCUUGUACAUUUUUUCUUUAGCCAACGAGCAACUUCUAGGGUACCUGGAGUGACCGACUUGGGGUUAAAACCAAGGGAAAUUAAAAAAGUAGCUGUUAUUGGUGGAGGCUUAAUGGGUUCAGGCAUAGCUACAGCUCUUAUUCUUAGCAAUAUUCCUGUGAUUCUGAAGGAAGUAAAUGCCAGUUUUCUUCAGCAAGGUCUUAAUAGAAUUUCAGCAAAUUUAAAGAGUCGUGUAAAGAAAGGAGUCAUGUCAGAAGAAAAAUUCAACAAAAGCAUGUCUCUAGUAACAGGGGUGGUAGAUUACGCAAAUUUUAAAGAUGUUGAUAUGGUGAUAGAGGCUGUAAUAGAGAAAAUUCCGUUGAAGCAAGAAAUAUUUAGUGACUUGGAAAGAAUUUGUCGUCCUCAUUGUGUCUUGGCCACAAAUACAUCUACAAUUGAUCUCAAUAUCAUUGGAGCAAAGACUCAAGCACAAGACCGUAUAAUAGGGGCACACUUUUUCAGUCCAGCACACGUGAUGCAACUCCUUGAAAUUAUUCGAACAGAGAAAACAUCACCUCAAUAUGUUGUUGACCUUAUGAAUCUUGGAAAGAUUAUAAAGAAAAUACCUGUCGUGGUGGGGAAUUGUACUGGUUUUGCUGUUAAUCGAAUGCUCUUCCCAUACACUCAAGGGGCACAUUUGUUGGCAAAUCUAGGUGUUGAUAUUUACAGAAUUGACAGAGUUAUAAAAACUUUUGGAAUGCCGAUGGGUCCAUUCAGAUUGGCAGAUCUUGUUGGAUAUGGAGUAUCUACGGAGGUUGCGAAAAUGUUUAUUUCAGACUUUCCAGAUCGUACCUUCAAGUCACCUAUAACACAGCUAAUGAUACAAAACAAACGCGAUGGAGAAAAGAAUGGUAAAGGCUUCUAUUUAUAUGAUGAGAAGAGGAAUGCUCGUCCAGAUCCCAUGGUCAAGGAAAUUAUUGAACGGUCGAUAAAAAUUACAAAUAUAAUGCCUGGUGGAAAGCCUAUUGUACUUACCGAUGAGGAAAUACUUGGGAUGAUUUUCUUCCCAUUUGUGAAUGAGUCAUGCCGUGUCCUUGAUGAAGGAAUAGCCAUUAAAGCAUCAGAUCUUGAUAUCUCUUCUAUUCUUGGUCUAGGUUUCCCAGCAUACAGAGGUGGGAUAAUGUUUUGGGCUGAUUCUGUUGGUGCGGGGCACGUAUACUCAAGUCUCCAGAAGUGGUCUGAAUCAUUUGGUAGUUUUUACAAGCCAUGUGAAUUUUUGGAAGAACGAGCUACAAAAGGCAUUCCUUUGAGUGCACCAGUUGCUGCCAAAAAUUCAAGGGCACGCCUUUAAUAUGGAUGAAGUUCAAUGGGUCUGAUUUUCAUGACACAAUUGUGAUAGAAGCAAUUGUGGAGUUUUGAAGGAUCAUCUUUUAUUCUGAAAUAUAGUCCUCACUAAAAUAAUGUCAGUCUCUUUGUGUUAGGCAUAUAAGCUUAAUUUAUGUCAUGGCUGUUUGAGGAUUUUGACCCGAACUACAUACUGAGCUAGCUUGGACCAGCUCUGCAUUCAAUCAAGUGUUUUGCAGCUCACGUUUAAUUGAAGUAAUAAAAACUGGAAAAACGUGGAUUACUAUGAAAAUGGACAUAUUUUAUCUUGA
This is a messenger RNA of Cryptomeria japonica (Japanese cedar), 2667 nucleotides long. RefSeq names its product peroxisomal fatty acid beta-oxidation multifunctional protein AIM1. Gene Ontology annotation, biological process: fatty acid beta-oxidation. Gene Ontology annotation, molecular function: (3S)-3-hydroxyacyl-CoA dehydrogenase (NAD+) activity; NAD+ binding. Gene Ontology annotation, cellular component: peroxisome. The transcript is spliced from 18 exons. Lineage: Eukaryota; Viridiplantae; Streptophyta; Pinopsida; Cupressales; Cupressaceae. Bases 192 to 2363 code for a protein of 723 amino acids. The record is from RefSeq and is a predicted model, not a curated record.